UCGGGGUCUUGGUAAAUGGACAUGUGUCUGGAGUUCCCACCUCCUGUUGAAAAUGAACGAAGGGAAGAUAUAGAAGUGCUUGAGCAGAGGUUAACAUAUAAACAUUCUGCUCCAGCCAAGGUGGUAAGGGCUGCAGCUCCUAAACAGCGCAAAGGCAGCAAGGUUGGUGACUUUGGAGAUGCAAUCAACUGGCCUACGCCUGGAGAGAUAGCCCACAAGAGUGUACAGCCACAGUCUCACAAGCCUCAGCCUGUGCGUAAGCUGCCACCCAAGAAGGACAUGAAGGAACAGGAGAAAGGAGAGGGGAGCGACAGUAAGGAGAGCCCCAAAACCAAAUCAGACGAGUCCGGGGAGGAGAAGAACGGGGAUGAAGACUGCCAACGUGGUGGGCAGAAAAAGAAAGGGAACAAACACAAGUGGGUUCCGUUGCAAAUAGACAUGAAGCCUGAAGUACCCAGAGAGAAACUGGCCUCACGGCCCACUCGCCCGCAGGAGCCGAGACACACACCUUCGAACCGUGGGGAAAUCAAAGGGUCUGAGCCUGCCACCUACAUGCCUGUGUCUGUGGCACCCCCCACCCCAGCCUGGCAACCAGAGACCAAACCGGAACCCGCCUGGCACGACCAGGAUGAGACGUCGAGUGUGAAGAGUGAUGGGGCUGGUGGGGCGCGGGCUUCCUUCCGUGGCCGUGGACGGGGGCGUGGUCGAGGCCGGGGACGCGGCCGGGGUGGCACUCGAACCCAUUUCGACUACCAGUUUGGCUACCGAAAGUUUGAUGGCACAGAGGGCCCUCGCACCCCCAAAUACAUGAACAACAUCACCUACUACUUUGACAAUGUCAGCAGCACUGAGCUGUACAGCGUGGACCAGGAGCUGCUAAAGGACUAUAUCAAGCGUCAGAUUGAAUACUACUUCAGCGUGGACAAUUUAGAGCGAGACUUCUUCCUGAGACGGAAAAUGGAUGUCGAUGGUUUCCUUCCCAUCACCCUUAUUGCUUCCUUCCACCGAGUGCAGGCCCUCACCACUGACAUUUCACUUAUCUUUGCGGCCCUAAAGGACAGCAAGGUGGUGGAGAUCGUUGACGAGAAAGUCCGCAGGAGGGAAGAGCCUGAGAAGUGGCCUCUUCCAGGUCCCCCCAUAGUGGAUUAUUCACAGACUGAUUUUUCCCAGCUUCUCAACUGCCCUGAGUUUGUUCCUCGCCAGCACUACCAGAAGGAGACAGAGUCGGCACCUGGCUCUCCUCGAGCAGUCACCCCAGUGCCAACGAAGACAGAGGAGGUCAGCAACCUAAAGACACUGCCCAAGGGCCUGUCUGCCAGCCUGCCUGACCUGGAUUCCGAGAACUGGAUUGAAGUCAAGAAGAGGCCUCGGCCCUCCCCAGCACGGCCCAAGAAGUCAGAGGAGUCCAGGUUUUCCCACCCGACCUCUCUGCCCCAGCACCUUCCCUCCCAGCAGCUAAUGUGUAAGGAUCAAGAUGAGCAAGAGGAACUAGAUUUCCUGUUUGAUGAGGAGAUGGAACAGAUGGAUGGGCGGAAGAACACUUUCACCGCCUGGUCUGAUGAGGACUCUGACUAUGAGAUUGAUGACCGGGAUGUCAACAAGAUCCUCAUAGUCACCCAGACACCACCUUACAUGCGCCGGCACCCUGGAGGGGAUCGCACAGGCAAUCACACCUCUCGUGCCAAGAUGAGUGCCGAGCUGGCCAAGGUCAUUAAUGAUGGGCUGUUCUACUAUGAGCAGGACCUGUGGACUGAGAAAUUUGAACCUGAGUAUUCCCAGAUCAAGCAAGAAGUUGAGAACUUCAAGAAAGUCAACAUGAUCAGCCGGGAGCAGUUUGACACACUGACCCCAGAACCCCCUGUGGAUCCCAACCAGGAAGUUCCUCCUGGGCCACCACGGUUCCAACAAGUUCCGACUGACGCGCUGGCCAACAAGCUGUUCGGUGCUCCUGAGCCCUCCACCAUCGCCCGCUCUCUCCCAACCACUGUCCCAGAAUCGCCAAACUACCGCAAUGCCAGGACCCCCCGCACACCCCGGACCCCACAGCUCAAAGACUCAAGCCAGACGUCACGGUUUUACCCAGUGGUGAAAGAAGGACGGACGCUAGAUGCCAAGAUGCCUCGAAAAAGGAAGACAAGGCACAGCUCAAACCCGCCUUUGGAGAGCCAUGUGGGCUGGGUGAUGGACUCCCGAGAGCACAGGCCCCGGACUGCAUCCAUUAGUUCUAGCCCCUCGGAAGGGACACCUGCAGUUGGCAGCUAUGGCUGUACUCCUCAGUCACUGCCCAAGUUCCAGCAUCCUUCCCAUGAGCUGCUCAAGGAAAAUGGCUUCACACAACAUGUCUACCACAAGUAUCGUAGGCGCUGCCUUAACGAGCGGAAGCGCUUGGGCAUUGGCCAGUCUCAGGAGAUGAACACUCUUUUCCGCUUCUGGUCCUUCUUCCUGCGAGAUCACUUCAACAAGAAGAUGUAUGAGGAGUUCAAGCAGCUGGCUUUGGAGGAUGCCAAAGAAGGCUACCGAUAUGGUUUAGAGUGCCUUUUUCGAUACUAUAGUUAUGGUCUAGAGAAGAAGUUCCGGCUGGACAUAUUCAAGGAUUUCCAGGAGGAAACUGUGAAGGACUAUGAAGCUGGCCAGCUCUAUGGGUUAGAGAAGUUCUGGGCCUUCUUGAAAUAUUCUAAAGCCAAAAAUUUGGACAUUGACCCCAAACUACAAGAAUACCUCGGCAAAUUCCGACGUCUAGAAGACUUCCGAGUGGAUCCCCCCAUGGGUGAGGAGGGCAACCACAAGCGACAUCCAGUGGUAGCAGGUGGUGGCAGUGGUGAGAGCAGGAAGCGGUGCCCCUCCCAAUCUUCCAGCAGGCCUGCCGCCAUGAUCAGCCAACCCCCUACAGCUCCUACUGGCCAGCCCACCCAGGACGAUGCUAAAUGGACAAGCCAGCACUCGGACACACAGACUUUGGGAAAGUGAAACGCCCUUAGCCCCUGGGGUUUGGGGGAAGGGGUGGGGUGGGUAAGGGUCCAUGGGGGUGCCCAGUCCCAGGAGAGGGGACAGAGAAGGGACAAGCCUGGAGUUAAUAGGAUGGGCCUCUGUGCUGAGUAGCAGUGUGUACACCAUUUGGGCUGUUAGAGGUACCCUGGGCAGGAGCCUGCACACUUCCCCUUCCCCUCCUCUCUCCACGACUCUUCCAUCCUAGCUUCUUCUAAGGGGGGAGGGAAAGGGGGAGAUUUUUUAUAUAUAUAUAUACAUAUAUAUAUAUCAAGUUUUAAAUUAUUGAUAGUUUGUCUGGAUUACCAAAAUCACUCUUCAGCCCUGCCCACGGCUAGUAGGCCGCAGCCCUGGUCCCCACCCACAGCCUCCUCCUGCUCCCUGAAGCCAACUAUGCAGCCCACCAGAAGGCCCUGCGGGCCCCAUGGAAGGUUCUGACAGCACCUGGGCCCAGGGAGAGCAGCCCCGACCACCGGGGUUUGGCGUGGCCGCGCUCUCUCACCGUCCUCCCCUUGCCCUUCUGCCGCCUUCUGGGAGAAGGAAACCAAAGGAUCUGAAAGUGGGAGCUGGGGGAAGGUUUCAGCUUCUCUCCACUCCCCCUCCCCCACCGCCUUCCCAGCCCAGAGAAACGCUGCUCGUACCAGAAAAGACUAUUGAAAGAUGAUUUAUUUUAUUUUUCUCUGACCUUUCCAUCCUUUGGAAAAUAGAAAAGAAAAAAGAAAAAAAAAGAAAAAAUUGACCAUUAAAAACUUUAAAAAAAAAAAAAUCAGAAAUCCCCCUUCUGAUCCAUAGAAAGUGAUGUCUUCCCCUUCUCCUUAGAUUUUUUUGUUUUGUUUUGUUUUGUUCUUGGAAAUAAUAUUUUUUUAAAAGUUGCCUUAUUGUGGAGCGGGAAUCUGAAAUAAUACCCAAAUGCCUGUUUUCCUCGGUGGAGUCAACCCGAACAGCUCCCACCUUCUCUGGAUGUGCCUGGGCGUGGACUGGCUAGAAUCUUCCUCUGGACUGAGUUGCAUGUACAGUGCCUCACACCUGGAGGCAAGAGAGUUGGGGGCGACUCGCACGUGAGCCGUGCCCAGAAUGUCCCUGCUGUUGCAUCGUUUGAAGCUGACGUCCUGUGUCUGUGUACUGCUGCCGCUGUCAUGUCCUCACUCAGCUUGCUGUUGCCUCGCGCCAGGCUCCGUCCUGCCGUGAUGUCCUUCACCCUGCUCUCAGAACCCCAUGGCCAGGUUGGCUUCAAACUGUUGGGAAAGAGUUGGCCUGGAUCUGGAGCACACUCGUCCUCAGCCUGAACCUCUUCCCCCAUGCCAGAGGGGACAGUUGAACACCUGGCAGCUGAGGCCUGACUGCAUUUCUCAUGUUGUCCUGAAAGAUUGAGACCUCGAGGAGGCUUUGUCUCAGAAGAGGUGGUGGAAGGUGUCUUUGUCCUCCGAGGGUCUGGUGGGGUCUCCCCAUCUGGCACCCCCCCUCCGCAAACCAUCUCUACUUGCCCUCUCGCUGACUCUGCCUGGGAACGAGAGAUGAGGAACUGGGGCUGGGGGGGGGUCCUGCCGAUUGGUGAAGCCCUGUGGCAGGAAGGUAUAUGUGGACAUAGAGUAUACCUGACUUCUCUUCUCCAGCCACCGAGCGCCUGAGCUGGGCUGUAAUGACAAUGGAAUGGCUGGAGUCUGCUGUCGUCAGAAGCUAGGGAGGGCAAUGAAGGACUGACCCGGACAGACUGGGACGUGUGUUUAGUAUGGGCGUGACUGCACAUUCCCCUCCAGUGGGAGAAGUUUGUGGUCUUGCUGCUCAGUUUCUGCAGUGUCCUUGACGCUCCUGUUCAGUGGCUUCCUCUGUUGGCCAAGCGGUUGGGAGUAGGAGACCAUGUCCAGGCUGACAGGGCUUGCCCUCCGUCGCGGGUGCGUCAUUGCUUUUAGCCUCCCCCCCUCGCUGUGUGUGGGAAGCCCCUCUCAGUUCCUGUGACCCAGUCGUCUCAAACCAAGGAGGAGUGUCUGGUUUCAGCCGUGAAGCUGGCACUUGAUGCCUUUCCCGGAUGGGUCUGGUUGGUGCCCGCCCUACAUGGUGCCCUGCACUGGACUCCUGGACCCCUUUCCUGCUCUUCAUUUCUUCCUGCUUUGCUUUGCUUUGAGUCCGCCAUACUGUAUCUAGCACCACAGAAACCUCAGUGUUCGGCCUCUGCUGGGCUUGGGGCGCACGGAAGCCGUGAGGUGGGGCAAAGGCUGUUCUCAUCUAGAAUUUACUCCUAGGCCAGGGCUGCUGUCCUCUCCUGCUCCUCUCAGACAAGCCUCAAGGAGGAAGCCCUUUAUGGUGGGAAGGUGAGGGUUUCAUCUCAGCCUAGGCUGAAGAGGGAGAGAGGGAGGGGGGCUUUUUUCUUUUUACCUUUUUUGUAACAUGUUAGGAGUUAAUGUUGCAAAGAGUAGUUUACAUCUUCACUUUCUGAAGACACUUGAAUUUAGGACCGAUGUAUCUGUGACAAGCAUGCCAAGGGUGGCAGGGGCUGUCAGGGCUCGCCACUUCACACCCGCCAUCUUCCUGCGGGCAGUUUAAAACCCGAGACACGCGCAACAGCCCGCCCAACCCCGUGCGCAUCCCACACAAGGGCCAGGCUCACAGGGGCAGGUUCUUGUCUGCCCUUUCCCGAGCCUGGGAGAAAUGCACUACCCCUAGAGAAAGCCUCCCAACCCUGCCCUGGCCUGGCCCCCUGGGGCUCAGAUAGAGGUGCUGAGCCCCUGUCAAAGUUGUUCAGUAUUUCUGUUUUGUUCCAUUAUAGCUCUCCCCCGUUUCCCCAUGAUUGGUUCACAAAGAAAGCAAGCUGCUCGGAAGGCCCUGGAUAUGGGGGUAGGGGCAAGGAGAUGAGUAGUUAGGAUGGUAGGGUUUUCUUGCCAAAAGCUUGGGUAGAGCGGUCUGGAUUAUCUGGCACCCUCCGGAAUGGGAACCCUGAAGCACCUCUUGUAUGAAAGGGGCCCUAGAUUCUCCCCCACCCGCGCCCUCUUCCUCCUUCAGCUAUGUUGAUGGCAGAGGCAGAGAAGACAAGAACUUACAGCCCAUUUCUCACUGCAGAGGAAAACUUGUCAUCUGGCUUUGCGGAGAAGGUUCCACCUUACGCUCGUAGUACAUUAUCUUUACCAUGUGCUAGGAUAUCACACUUAAAAGGACAAAAAAAAUGUAAAAUACUUGAAUGAGCUUGUAUUAUAACAUUAAUAUUAUUGAGAGUACCUGCUUCCCAGGCUGAGGUGAUUCAUUCAUUACUCUAGUCCUGCUUUAGUCCUUUGUAAUUUGUGGUAAUUAUGCUUUUCUUUUUAAUACAAAAAAAAAUGUAUAAAAAUAAAAAUAUGAAAAGGCAAAA
This is a messenger RNA of Chinchilla lanigera (long-tailed chinchilla), 6325 nucleotides long. RefSeq names its product La ribonucleoprotein domain family, member 1 (gene Larp1). Gene Ontology annotation, biological process: positive regulation of translation; mRNA stabilization. Gene Ontology annotation, cellular component: cytosol; cytoplasmic stress granule. The transcript has 19 exons. Gene Ontology annotation, molecular function: RNA cap binding. NCBI's taxonomy places the organism in Eukaryota, Metazoa, Chordata, Mammalia, Rodentia, Chinchillidae. The record is from RefSeq and is a predicted model, not a curated record. The coding region runs from base 16 to 2967 and encodes 983 amino acids.